Chara braunii is the source of this 814-nucleotide messenger RNA. NCBI's taxonomy places the organism in Eukaryota, Viridiplantae, Streptophyta, Charophyceae, Charales, Characeae. The record is from the annotation of a GenBank genome assembly.
GGGUGGAGGCUGCUCUUGCAGAGGUAAUGAAGUAUGCAAAGGAAGGCGUCCACUACCAACGGUGACAGCGAGUUGUCUUUGCUUGAGGACAGGGUGCCGAGGUACUUUAUAGUCGGUGUGGAUAUGAGAUUCAUGAUCAUGGCAAACGGCGCGGGCUGUGUCAAAGCACGAACACUCUUGCAAAGCUUCAGAGAGUCACCACAUGUACGUGUGGACAGCGAUGUGGAAGACAGUGCAUACAGUCUAAAAGGAAUGGUCCAGUGGAUGUGCAGCGAAGGGAUGUGCGAAGAAGGAGACGUAGACAUGACAAUGCAGCAGAAAAGGGGGACAUAUAAACCUGCGGAUUUCAAGAAGUUGUUGGGCACUGUGGCAAGGAAUGGGGAAAUGCUUGUUGAUGGGUCGAAGGAGGAGUUGAAGAGAGGUGCUGCAGAAAUCUUGGUGUUGUCCAGAAUGAAGAACAUUACACAAACACCGUCAGAAGACUUUCAAGAUGUUCUUGUCAUUGUUCCAGAUGGUGUGGAAUAUGUUCUGCUGGAUCAACUUGUGGGCUUCGUGAAAAAGAGUGCCAACGACAGGAAUGUUAUCCAUGAGGCGUUGCACGAAAUCACGGAGUUUGCACUGCAAGGUCAAGAUCAGAUAGAAUUUGUGCCAGCAAGAACAGAAGACAAUAUCAUAUAUGACAGACCGUUGUGGGGGGAGUUAUUAUCAGCUGCUUUGGAGCGGCUCGGUCUUGCAAGUUGCGAUGUUGAGAGACAAAGAGGAAGAGAAGAAGGGUGAAAGGUGGUGGUCAGGGAAACAAAUUUAGCAAUCAUUC